AUGCCAAACAAUGCUAGUUUAGUGUUUAGCGGAGCUCGCCUCUCAGAAGCACGCGGACAGCGCUUGUACGAAAGAGACAAAGGUAAAUGAAAACUCGUACAAGACGCUUUGACUAAGAUAUUUAUUGUUUACACGAACUGAAGUUAUUUUAUUGGAAAUUUAACCAGGAGAGCGCUUUAUAUCGCCGGCUCAGUCGCACGGUAACCAGUUAUUUACAAUCACGGGCUCGUUCUUAGUCAUCUGUCAGUUUUAUUCGCUGCCGAAGCGCGUAACUGGUUCAUUUGGAAGCUGUGGAGUUUAAGUCCGGCUUAAACCAUGGAGAAAUCCCUGGGGCAAGAAACAGCGACGAUUAUUAACUUUUCAUGAAGAUCACGUUUUGUCGAGAUUACGGCCGGAAUAAUACUUUUCACUACAACAACGCAGAUCUCGUUUCUGAAAAAGUAUGCCUGGAAAGCGGAUAUUACCACGUGCAAGUUGUACGGUAAAUUGCUACUUAUUGUUUAUAGGAAUUAUUUACUGCGCGCACUUUUUCGAGAAUGGAACAUCGUUUGAAACUAUAGAAGUCCUCGAGGGUUUACCGCCUGGAAGUGCCAUUUUGAACUUGAACCGAAACUAUAGCGUUGCUUACUCGCUAUAUCACAGUUCUGCUACAGCUGAUGGUUCCAACCUGUUUUAUAUUGACUCAAAUGGGAUUCUCACUUCCAAAGUAACUUUGGAUCACGAAGAUGAGCGAGGAAACGUGUUUGAUUUGGUGGUAAUAUCGCGGGAAAUCUCCAGAACUGAAGGUGGCCUUGCCAGCAUUGUGCGUGUUCGAAUACUCGAUCAGAACGAUCACACGCCCAAAUUUCCCAAAGAUUUAUAUACUGCCACGGUGGCAGAGAAUAGCCCUAUUGGCACUUUUGUUUCUGGUCUUGAGAGCGUUUACGCUAGUGACUUAGAUAGUGGAAAAAAUUCGGUUCAAAACUACAGCAUCGUGGCUGGAAACGAGGCGGGGAAGUUUGAAGUCGAUUUCCACGUACUUUCUGGUUUGAAAUUUUUACGCCUAAAAACCAAGGCGCCCAUCGACAGAGAAGAAACACCGUUUUUUGUCUUGACAGUGAAGGUUGAAGACGGGGGAACUCCGCAACUUUCAAGCACUGCUCAAAUACGAGUAAAUAUUCUUGACGAGAAUGAUCAAACGCCGAAGUUUGGACUGCCUACUUACUCGGUUGCUGUCAGUGAAAAUGUACUCGUGGGAACCUCGGUUUUGAAAGUAAACGCUUUUGAUCUGGACAUUAGCAGGAACGCUGAAAUUUAUUAUUAUUUUAAACCUGCUCACGACUUCUUUACAGUAAAUGCUCAUACAGGCAUAGUAGAGACAGCAUGUGAGCUAAAUUUCCAGAAGGGAAGUUCUUUUGAUCUUACGAUUUAUGCAGUGGAUCGUGGAAGAAAUCCGCGGCAAGCAAAGACUAUCGUGCGAAUUCGUCUUGUGGAUAUCGCAGGUUUUCCGCCGUCUUCCCUGGGAGUAAUUUCUAGUGAAAGGACACCACCUGUCUUCCGUAAACACAAGUAUUUCGUGAGAAUAAGAGAGGAUUUUCCUGUUGGAGGUGCCACUGUUCGAGUGGAGGCUCACCAGGGAAGCGGGUUUUACACAGAAGAAAAAGCUUGGAGAUAUGUAAUUUUGAACAAACCGUCUAUUAUUCAAACAAUUUUCGACAUUAAUCCUCGAAGCGGGGUAAUUACUCUCCUUGAACCCUUGGAUUAUGAAAACAAAACCUCGUUUUCUUUCGUCGUUAAAGUGAAAGACGAGGAGUCUAAAGAUUUUUAUGAAUCACAAACGCGGGUGGAGAUUGUAAUUGAAGAUGUAAAUGAGAAUUAUUUCCCGCCAAUUUUUGCCCGUUCUACGUCGAUCGUUCCGAUUUCAGAGAAUGACCGCGAAGAUUCUCUUGUUGCAAAGAUUUCAGCCACUGAUGCCGACGAGGGAAGUAACGGACAAAUUACUUAUUCUAUUACGGGAGGAUCUGGAGUGGGAAAAUUUAAUAUCGAUAGAGACAAUGGGAAAAUACGAUCUCUUGUUCCAUUCAACCUUGAAAUGGCCUCGCAAUUUGACUUACACGUGCGGGCUAGCGACCGUUCAAAACAACCGCUUCAUUCCAAUUCAUUCCUGUUGGUCAGAUUACAAAGCGGCAGACAAAAAAGGCCAUUCUUUUCAAAUCCAAAGCAGAUUGUCAGUGUUCGAGAAAACAGCGAAAAGGGGACGUUCGUGGCUUUGGUUCGAGCGAGUCUACGUGAAGGAAGGUUAAGAAGCGAAACGCCAUUGGAGUAUUUUUUUUCUGGCGGAAAUCAAGGCGGAAUAUUUUCGUUGAAUUCCACUUCAGGUAAGUAUGUUUCUUUUUAAUUAAAACGCCUAAGGGAAAUUAUAAAGUAAACAACACGAGUAUUGGAGUCUUGAUACGUUCAAGGUUGUGAGGUGAUCAAUUUGAGCUUAUAUUAAUAACAAAGCCUCUUUCUAUCGCGCGAGUCCGGCCUCAAACAAUGUAAUGACAAGGGAGAAAUAUUCUGAAAAUACCCAAAAAAGGCUUUCCGCACGUAAAUGGAGUUUUAUACAUAAUUCACACCUCGGAAAGUACAGUUCUGGUUACACACCAUCACCUGCAAUACGUUUAAUUGAGAAAAGCUUUAAUAGGUCAUUGAGAUGCGCUAGAUUUUCAUAAUAAUAGUUCUGAAUUAUUGGUGGAAAAUGUUUGUGGCGUUUCAUUCACCAAAAAUGCAAUAAUCGCACGUAGGUUCACUGUGUGAAUUGUAUUGCGAGCGAUUAUAUAGCCCUCUGCGUGAAAUAAGGUAUUGAACCGCGAAGUGUGAAAAUACAAUAAUUUGUUGCAUGAUAGAAGUCUAGAUAAGAUGCUCUUGGGGAAAAUCUUUGCAUGACAGGUGGUGGAACUCCAAUUUCAUUUUCAUUUUUUAUACAAUUCUAAUACGGCGCUGUUUAUUGAAAUGCCAAGUUCAGCCAGCUUAUUUUAAAUCAAGGCAUUUCCAAGGUAGAAAUAACAGAGUUUUCUUCUUGAUCAAAGUUAAAUUCAAUUAAUAAAAUAUGUUCACAUGAUGAGGCUGACCUUAAAAAACUUGCGGAUAAAGCAUAAUUUUGAUACGAUUUUAAACAAAAAUUGAAUAUUUGCCUAGAUCAUAGCUGAGAAGUAAUUUUAAAAUAAUUAUCAACCAAAUCGCAUCUUUUGUGAACAAAAUUGGCCAAGUUUUUCUUGUCUUAAUUUUGCACGUACUAGGUUUUUAAUAGGCUUGAUCAACUGCAUCAGACUUCUUUUUAUAUUCUUUCAUUUAUGGUUUUAAAGGUGAUUUAAUUAUGGUAAUAUCUACGAUUUUGAAGGGUUCAUGAUCAUUGGUCUUCUUAUUAGCUCGUCUUGUUCAUGUUAUUUAGUUGCUAUCAUGGUCUCAAAUGAAUCUUGUUUAGGAAGAUCUUUGUCUGCAAGCCACAAUGUUUUUUAGGAUAAAUGUUCCACCAAGAUAGACUUAAAACAAGCAAACUGCACGCAUUUCUUAGACAUCACUUUUUUUUCCUUAUUUAGUAGAGAAAAUUGCAAAGAAUAAAAGAAGAAGCCUUUUACUUUUUGAAGCUUUAAUUACUUUGAAAAACACUUAUGAGCACACAUGUAUGUUUUUGCCUGAAAAAAAAAAUUUUGUUCAGUUAUCCAAACUCCAACUGUUUUAGCUGAUAAAGGAUAUUUUUGAUACUUUUGAAGAUAGAAUGUCAUCCUUUUAAAACCAAAAUCAUGCAUUUCACUUGUGUACUACUGCAGAAAACUUGCUAAUCUAUGAAAUACCCCUUUUAGCUGCAUUUCACAUGUGCAAAUUCACCAUAGUCGUUACAAAUUUAUGCACAUGACAAACAAAGGUCUCUUAUCAGACACUCUUGUGAGUACGGAGUGGCAGGUGGGGAGGGGGUGGGUGGGGGGAGAGUGCUCUUCUAUGAGAAUAAUGGGCAUGUUUGCUGGAGAUUUGUACUAAUCCCUAAAGGGAACCCAUAAGGGUGUGGCUUAGGUCUAUUUGACCCCUAAAGGUCAGCAUACUCUAACACAGCAUGUUGGCAGUAAUGAAUGUUGGCGUUCUGUCCUUAACACCGUGAGAGAGAGUUAAAUCUGCCAUUUGUUUUUACGUGAGAUGACGAGCAUUCCUCUCAUUGUCAUGUCCUGGGAAGUGGGGGGGGGGUUACUUUCAAAAAUUUCGGAUAGAUGUGUGCCGCUCAGGGUCUUAAACCUUGACCCUAUUUAAGGAUGAGACAAAUGAAAACUGAUACAUUAAUAAUUAUUGUACCCUAUUUAAGGCAAAAGCAAAAACUAAGGAUUAACUGAAGCACACAAAUCUUUUUAUUCAUUGCUAUCUAGCCAAUAUGUGGGACUACCCACCCUCCCUGCUAGUUCACCAAGGAGUUGUGAGCAGACAGCUCCACUUACAGCUGCCUUCAUAAAACUACAUACUUUAUCAUUCCCCUACGCGGCAGCUCCAGAUAUGAACUGACAGUGUCCAAUUAUUAAAGGGAACUUUGAAUUUGUAUCCCUUUAAGUGAAACAAUUGCUGGACAAUUGACUGUAUUGAAAAUAGCGAGUUUUCGAGAUGCCUUGGGCAUUAUUUGCCAUAUUUUGAGAGGCCAUUAUUUGCUUCCUGUCUUUUAAUUUUAUUUUCUUGUUAUCAUUGUGUGGACAGUAAUAUUAACCUACUACCUUGGAAGAUCAUUUGAAAUUCAGUGGGGUGGGGUGGGGGAGGGAAGACAGAAUCUGAGUGGAUUAACUCUGCCAGUAAGAGAGGAGUCGAACUGAAUGAAAAACUCUUGGACAAGGAAUUGGAGGGUUAUAUGUACUGUCAUGUACAACACACCUUUUUUAGCUGAAAUUUCAGCAGUAGAAACUAACAUGAAAACAAAUUUAUGCGAUCCUUUUUUGUUGGUAAAGUUUUCAAUUUUUUUGGUGUCCAUCAAAACUGUAUUUUUAUCUCUAAUAUAAAGAAACAAUGUUUUGCUUUUUUUUCACUCUUUUGCUUGGUUAUUUUUUGUUUGCCUACUGUUUUUCUUGUAGCUAAAAACCACAACCUGUAUUUUAUUGCCAAACACAAUUAAACAUUUAUAAAAUACAUGCAAAUUAAGAAAAAGCAAGGAAUUAAAUAUUAAGGAUUUUUCUAAUAUAUGGGUAACCCUUUUAGGUUUUUUAAUUGUUGGCCAUAAUAGAAAUGCAUGUAUAGCUGCCUUUAUGAAGUUUAUGAAGACAUUUCCCAUACACAGCUGACUGCUCUAAAAGUUUCAGUGUUUAAGAUUUAAAUUUUUAGACUUUCUUUCAGAGUACUGGGGAUUGGUGGGUGAGUACUGGGACAAACACAUUUUGGGGGUGAUGGGGUGAGGGAAGUUUUGGGCUCUUUUGUAGGUAGGCAGUUUUUGGACCACUCUGUUUUCACUGUUCUAGCGUUCCAAAGGAACAUUGUUCUUAUUUUAAGAUUGAUGUGUUCAAAAAAAAUCAUGAUCAGGGUCAUGAUUGAGGUCAUCAAUAUUGUUUUCUUAAAAAAAAUUUAUACUUCUCAACCUUAAAAUGGAUUCUUUUGGCCUUUCAUUAAUAUUUGUGUUCAUUGGCAGCCAUUUUUUACAAUCUUAAUUAUCUAGCUACCAUGUGAAAGUAAUUAAAAUACCUGGUUACUCAAACAAGUGCCACAUUUGGGAGAAACUAAGCGCUGCCCCCGAAUAAGUGCCACACGCCCUUAAUAGGUUACUUCUGUAAGUUUAAUACGGAAAAUAAUAUUGUACUUUAAAUACCAUUCUGAUCGUGUCCAACUUUAUAAGAAACACUGCCCUCAAAUAAGCGCCGCCCUCGUAUAAGUGCCACCGUCAAAUAUGAGCUGCACUUGAGGCGUUAAAACUUAAUGAAGACCAUGGUCCUUAUUUGAGUAAAUAUGGUAAUUUAAUUUCUAUUUUUUAAACCUUUACAGGAAUAAUUUCUACAACAGCUUCUCUUGAUCGGGAGAGUACAGAUCUUUACAUCCUUAAGGUUCAUGCGCGUGAAAAAGGCGCUGAUCCGUCAAUGAGCUCACCCUCCCAAGUUGUUGUCAUGGUUACAGAUGAAAAUGAUAACACCCCAUCAUUUGAUCAACACGAAUACAAGGUAUUACAGUGCUGUAAAGUACUCCAUGUAAGCUGUUCACAGUUUCAUCAAAUUUGUUAAUGCUAUCCCCUUCUUUGUAUUAUUGCUAGUGGUCUGUUCUCAUGAUUUGACAAAAAAACAUUUCAAUGAUGAUAAUGAUUAAAUAAGAGGAGAUUGUCACAGUUGUAGAUGCAACUAAAUUUUGUAGUUCUGCAAAAUUUAGGCUUGUAAAAGAGUUCAACCCUUGACUUCUGUGCUAUUGGUUCAUUAUGCACCCAUGAAAGGAUGGCAAUGAAAUUAUUUUAAUUAACUUUUGCCUUAAAUAAGAAACAAACUAAAUUCCUCCUGAAAAAAUGAUCUUGUGCCUUUUGAUCAAUUGAAAACCAAAAACUGGUCAGCAGAGAAAUUUUAAAUAAACAAAUCACCUCAUUGAGUUGUACACCUGAGCCUGUGAUUUAGUCAUGUGAUACUGGUCAGCAGAUACCAUAGUUUCACCAUAUUUUGUCAAUUGACCAUAACAUGGAUGUCUAAUGUCAGUCCUUCCUGACUGCAGUUAUUAUUUGAAUAUCUUUUUACAAUUAAAUUUCAUAGAUGUCAUCAUGAAUUCGGUGAAAUGCCUCUUUAAUGGUUCUCGUCUUGAUCAUAUGAAGAAGUGCUGUUGCUCUCUUUUGUCUCCAAUGUCUUUUCUGUGUCACCACUAUGUUCUUUCUGCAUUUUGGAUGUGCUGUGAGAACUAGCUAACAUGAAAUAACAUGGGCAGGAUGUGGUUGGCUUGGAGUUCUGAUGAACAGACAGACAGUCCUCGCAUUGGACUAUCAUUUUUCGAUCGAACAUUGGACAAUCAAAUUUUAUUAUCCAUUUUUGUUUUCACCAUGUAUUAUUUUUUAAACAUUACCAAAGUAUUACUGGUCCUGUGAUUGUGGUUCUAAGUUUCUAGUCUAAGUCCAGGACAACAAUAAAUAACAGGGUUUUGGAAAUUUUAUUUCAUGAUGAACAUGAAGGAGGAUCAUGAACAGACAGACAAUUCUGCCAUUGUGCUCAAAUUUUGGUAGUCAUUUUGGAAUAUUUUGAGUCAAGUAUCACAACCGAAAAAUUUUGGAGUCAUUUUGGAAUAUUUGGAGUCAAGUAUCACAACCGAAAAAGUAGUCGUUUUUUGCUCCGAAACUAAACGGAAACGCUUGCUACGCAGGCUACCAAAAAAGCCAUUUUCAGACUUUCCAGCAUGUGUUCCUGGCAUGUAUACACUAUCGUGAGGGGUACACGAAGUAGCUGUGGUGGUCCGCUGACCUGGAAAGCUCAAACCCAAAUCCAUGAUUGCAGUCAUCUAGUAAUUUUCCAUCGUAAAUUAUCCUCUUCCUGUUUUGUCUUGCAGUAUAAUUCUUUAAUUUCUAUGAUUUAAUUAAGGUCUACAACGUUUACAAUUAACGUAAAUUGUAUUUGUUGCGAAAAAGGUAAGGACAAAACUGUGUUUGUUACCGAAAAUCUCUGGAGUCGAAGUGGCUCCGUGUUUGGUACCGAAAAUUUCUGGAGUCGAAGUGACUCCCUCCGUAACCUCAGUGGAGUCAUCUGAACAAUUUUGGCGUAAACCCUGAAUAACUGUUGAACCUUUGUUCACUUAGGUGGUUGUUACUGAAAACAUGGGUCCCAUAUCAAAUCUCCUGUGUUUAGCAGCCUAUGAUCCUGAUGCCGAGCAGAAUGGCAACAUCACAUACUCUAUCAUCUCCAGUACAGGGCCCUUCUCUAUUGAUCCUGCUUAUGGUCUUUUAUCAGUUGACAAGUCUUUGGAUUAUGAACACAAGCAAUUGCACAGACUUGUUGUACAAGCAGCUGAUAAUGGUGUACCUAGCCAUAUGGCAAGGGUAACUGUUGAAAUAUCGGUACAGGAUGCCAAUGAUGUUCCAGUGUUUUCGCAGGCCCACUAUACAGGUAAUGUACUGGCUUGUGGAAAUCAGUAAUAUUGCUAUGAAGAAUUUGGGGGGGGGGAGGGCUGGGGUAGGGGGUUCGCAACGAAGUUUUAUACGGGGAGGCUGCACCCCAAGGUCCAAUCCCUUACCAUUUUAUAUACCAUGCUUGACCUCAAAGGUAGCCAUUUCGUGUACGUUCUAUUGACAAAUGUUACCUCUUUCACAUACCUGGUUUAGAAGUUUGCAUCCCUUGUAACUUCUGUACAUGCACUUUCCAUGACACAGUACUCUCCCAUCUCUGCAUGCCUUGUUGUUAAAAUUCAUUAUUUGUAAUGUUUCACCAAGUCAGAACUUAAAACUCUCAUGAUAGUUUGUUGUGUCAGCAUUCAUCGAUCACCUUGAGGAACUUUUAUAAGAAAAAGUGAAUUUUCUGUUCCUUUCUUUCUUCUCUUCCAUGUUCCCUUUUCUAUAAGCACCAUUGAUUCUCUUUUUCUGUCAAGUUUCUCUUGAGGAUACAGUUUGUAGUAGAGUCUUAUCCUGCUUAAGAUGUAGAGUACAGUGUUAAUCUGUCAUAAAGCAUGUUGUCUGAAUAUCAUUGUUACCAGUAUUAAUGUUUUCUUCUGAAUCCUCUGAAGGCAAGAAGGUACAUUCCAAGGAUGACCAUGUGGUCAAACUUUAAACUUAGAGGAAUUUAGAUUGGAUUUCAUGUCUUACUUUCUUCAAGCAAUACACCAUGCAGCUAACAUGUUGAAUCAUGGCUGCGUCACCUUUUUUUUUUUUUAAUUUCUUUUUUCCUCCAUAAUGAACACAGGUCUGAAAAUGGGUUCGAUGGGUUGAAAUUAUGAGGAAAAAAUGAGUUUCUAGCUACCAUUAGCUUUUCCAUAUUUUGAUGCUGUUAGCCCUACAAAAUAUGGAUUGUGUGUACUGUAGAUAGUAAUAUACUUACAGUUUGCAUGCAGAUCCUCUAAUAUCACCUCUAGUCCACAGAAAUCAAGAUGAAUCAUUUUUGUAAUGUAACAAAAAAAUUGUUGCUAAUUACUGCAUGAUUUAUGAGGAUGCAGUACAUAUAAUCCAUUUUAAUCUCUAAUGCAUGUUCUAAGCAAUCGUGAUUGCAUGAUGCAUGUUGCAUGCUAACUCAACUAAUACUGUGCAUAAUAAUGUCUUGUAUUUGCCCUGUAAGCAUGCUGGUAAAUUUAACAUUCAUUUUGAUUCCUCUGUAAUUCAGUAACAGCACUGGAAUCUGCCAAAAUUGCAACAGACCUUCUGGCUGUGUUUCAUGUGACAGAUGAGGAUGCUGCAGUGAAGGGUAACAUCAGGCCUAUCUCUGUUCAGUUGUGUUUUGUCUUUUUUGGUGUUUUUCUAUCUGACUUCUCCUUCAAAGACACCGACUCAAACACUGUGUAAACGAAGAUUAUUUGUGGUCUUGACGACUUUUACAGCCACUAGAAUUCCUGGUCUACUUUUUUAACCUUUUCAUCUUUUGUGAUGUAUUCAUUUUGGAUAUUUUUGGUCAUUUUCUUCUUUUUAGCUUGACUUGAGUUUGAUUCACCUAACACUCAUUCAACUGAACCUCAUCUUCAGCGUAUUAGACAAGUUCUGAGCUUAACAUGACUGUGUAGCUCCUCCACUUUCACAUAUAUGCAAACCAUAGUACUUGAACAUGCCGAAUUCCAGUUUAAGCCAUUAAAACUACUGCAACUCCAACUGAUAACUGCGGUGCAGACUUCUUUCUUAACUGUCCAGACUUGUUUGCUUGCUUUUCACCGUAAGUGUGUUCGAAAUCGGUACACAUUGCAACAAAACGUAACUAUGCGACCUCAACUUUCAGCCUUCUGAUUCAGGGCACAAAACAGUCUUAAGGACUUUAUACCAAAUACUCAACUGGUGCGAUUUUGAAGUGUAAGGUCCGUUUUAGCCCUUGCUAUAAUCUGCUGAGAUCUUGGCUUUAGUUGUGUACCCUUUCUCUUUCUGCUUUUAUGUGAAUAUGAUAACUGUUGACAUAACAGUUGCUGUUGAUCAGUCAGAACACAUACCAAACGUUUGCAGUGCUACAUGUCAGUAGCCCUUUGACUGACUGCAUUUCUUUUCAUCUGGCAGCAAAUCUCUCAGCUAUGUUGUGUUAGAAAUACUUAGAAGGAAGCUCCAGUAGUUGGGGCUGGUAGUGGCUCUCUGGAAACUUAAUCGUGAAUGCUUUAAAAUGGGCAGGAAGCUGUAUUAUAGAUAUUGGAAAGGGUAGAAGGUCUAAGCGUGGGCUGCCUGUUGUUCAUGUGAGCCAUACAAUGCUUUGAAAAAAAAUGAAAGCGAUAGUUUGAGUAUGUGGGACAGGACAAUCAGACUGAUUUCAUCAACAAAAAACGCAGCAGUACUUGAAAACAGCGUUGAAAAACACUGAAAGGAUACAAACCUUGACGGGUUUUGAAGGACAGGUAACGGUCAACAUUGUAUUAACAUCAGUUGUUGUUAAUUUCUGCCUCUUAGAAAUUACUUGACGGAGAAGUGAUGUAUUGUUGAUACUUUUAAGGUGAUGUUACACGAGAAGAUUCGCAACGACGAUAUUUAGCGCAACACAGCGUUGAAACAUUGUUGCGACAUUGUUUUGAAUAGUCACAACAUUAUUUCAACGUUGCGACGCUGUGUUCCGCUAAAAAUCGUUGUUGCGAAAUCACCUUUAGGCCCCUUUUAUGUGGAGAAAAGUUGUGCGGGGUAGAAGAGUCACCCUCCCAGCCAACUUCCUAAGUGCUGACUGUGGGAACGCUUUUUUCCAUUACAGUAAGUAUUCCUGAAGACUCCGACGUCGAAGGAACGGUGACGAUCCUGGAGACUUCAGAUCAAGACCGAGAUAAAAAUGGCAAGUUCGAAUGUAGCAUGGAAGACAUGGAUCUACAAACCAUGGAUACGUUUUCUGUCAGGCGGAUUCCUGAAGGCUGCGCCUUGGUGCUCAGGUCAUUCCUUGACUGGUCUACUGCAAAUCAGUACUCCUUCACGGUUCGCGCCACGGACCAAGCUGAUGCUGCGCAGCGGAAGUCAGCGGUUGCAACUGGUAAACAGGCCUUUUCGUUUUCGUCAAGCGUGAUCAAUUUUAAGUUUGACGCUGUGGUUUUUACAACAACAAAAGUGCCCCCCACCUGCUGGUCAGGUUUCACAAAAGCGAGGCUUGGAGAUAGCUAAUGUGACACAUAAACUAUUGGUAUCCUUGAGGUACAUAACGUACAUUUACCCUUUGUCACAAAAUAAACUGUCACUAUUUCCCAAUUUGAUAAAGUCAAACCUCGUUGAUACGGAUACUGAAGGGAUCAUAAAAGUGUCCUUAUUAACGGGGUGUCCGUAUUAAGCGGGUCGUGUUAUUUAAGUCACAAAGACACCUUUUAUUACUCAGAGGGAAAAAUUAGUAAAGAAACAAAACAUGACAUUAGCAUUGUCAAUUAGUGUAACAUCUCUAACCUUUACAAAGCCGUCAUUCCGCGGACUAAAUCCACUGAAACAAUGAAAGAUUGCUCAUUGAUUUACUACUUAGGGGAUCAUAGUGACAUACCGUAAAAUUCCGAAAAUAAGCCCCUCCACGUACAAGCUCCUCCAAAUAUAAGCCCCCCAAACCGGUAACGCAAAAAACCCUCCGUUAAAUCGCCCCUCCAAAUAUAAGCUCCCCAGGGGCUUGUACUUGAAAGAUUGCCCUCAAAUACAAAGUAAACAAAGCCAAAAUGGUAAAUUUACUUCCAACUACAAGGCUAGCCCAAUCGAUUUGGAAACGCACCAAUGUUGAUUUGGCAAGAAACAAGUGUCCGUUGUCCGUAUUCGUAUGAAGCGGGUUGAAUUAAGAGAAAAUUUAAGGGCUUUCCCCAGGGACAAAGAAAACUGUCCGUAAUAACGAGGUGUCCGAUUAAGCGGGUGUCCGUAAAGCGCGGUUCAACUGUAUAUAGAUUCGAAAACAUUUUACGGAAAUUACCAAGAAAGGAUAAUGGAGCUAUUUUGAAGUGUUUCCUUUCUGUUGCAGUGACCAUUCACGUUCAAGACACCAAUAAUCACAGACCCGAGUUCCUACAGUCGUCCUACUGGGUGUCGUUGCCGAAUGAUGCCAACAUUGGAACAACAGUUUUAACUGUCAAAGCUUACGACCUCGACGAAGGCGACAACGCUAAAAUAACAUACAAACUUUCAAAUGAUAUGUUUGAUGUUCAUCCCUCUAAAGGUGUUAUCACACUGAAGCAGGGUUUCGGUUCUGUCACAAACAGAAAGUACGAAUUCUCUGUCAGGGCUACAGACCAGGGAAUCCCUAACAGACAGUCAGCCGUAAGUGUUUCGGUUUCCGUUCCCUCGCUAUCUUUCAUCCCUCCAAAAUUCAAAACUUCUGUUUAUCGCACAGUCGUCCCUGAAAAUUUCUCCACUGGGGUGGUGCUGUUAACGGUGCAUGCGCAGAAGAGCGUUAGUGUCCGUAGUUCUAUCGAGUAUUAUAUUGUUGGUGGUGAUCCGCAGGACCGGUUUAGCGUGGGCACACGAAGUGGCGUCUUUACUCUGAGAAAGUCGUUGGAUUAUGAAAAAGCUAAACAGCACGUUUUGGUUGUGCGAGCCGUGCAAAAGGGCUUGUCACGUGACAUACCGUCUCUUCCUACAGAGGUCAGUACGUACAGACUAAGUUUUUUUAAAAAUGAAAUUCUUUUAGUUUAUUUUGAUUUAGGAAAGGCUAUUUCACACUUAAACAUGACUAUAACAAAAUUCUCAAAUCUGAUUGGCUAUCAACUGCCCUGAUUUCAGCCUUAAUAAGACAAUUUAAUAGGACAGUACUCGUCAUGCCUAAGUAAUUGGACAGUACGCGCCAUCACGCGCGCGCUAAAAUGGCUUUUUUUCACUGCUAGCAAAAAAAAUUGGAAUUUCUUGUAUUUUCAUUUUAAAAAAGAGCCUUAUAUAUCACAAAUUUUGUUAAAGUCAUGAUUAAUUGGUAACAGAACUACGUGUCGUCCAAUUUGGUCCGUAAUCAUACUCGUGAUUAAACGAAUCGGACUCCCGGUCUUCCGAUUUUGUUAAUCACUCGUAUGAUUACAGACCGAAUUGGACUCCACUCAGUCCUGUUACCAUUACAUACCGGACAGUUUUUGCGCCGGAACGAAAACCAUACCGGAAAGGACGUCUGUUCAACAUAAGAACGGCGAUUUCGGCGCGAUUUCUUGAACUGAUCUAAAGUGGAGAAUCACAUAUCUUAUAGGCGUUCAUACUGCGUCGCAUAGCUUUUGGUGGCGGCACGAAAGGCUUUUCGGUAUAUAGUAUGAACAGAGCCUAAGUUUAGCUGUAAAAUGUAACUGCUAAGAUUUUUAAUGUAUAAUUAACAAUUAUUCCUAGAGCCCGAAUGAGCUCUGAGUCAAUAGCCCAGAGGGGAAUGAUUGUUUUUGUAAAAUCCAACUAGUUGGUCAAAGAUAUCUAGAAAAACAACUUUAGCUAGUUAAAGCAAGACUUUAGUCCGUUUUUUCCGCCCAAAAGCCGGCGCUUUUCGCUACUAGUGGGCUAUAACAUAUAGCCUAGUAGUAGCUCAACCAGUCAGAACGCAGCAUUGAUAAUAGACUACUAGUUGGAUUUUACUAAAUACAAAGAUUGUAGCUUAGUUAAGUCGUAUCUUUAACUCUGUCUGCGGUGAAAUUUGCAGUUAUUGUCAAAAUAUUAGUCAUUUUAGGAAAACUGUAGGACAUAGAAGAAAAACUUCUUACUUUGCCCUUGAAAUUGCUGGCUUCGCGUUUGAUAAUUCAUAUGUGUGGGAGGUGGGAACGAGACGUUCCUACAGAGGUUGGUACAUAAAGGCUAAGCUUUUCUUGAAAGAAACUUCUUGUAGAUCAGUUUAAUUCAGUUUAAGUACAUAGAAGAAGGACUUCACACUUUUAAAGUUUUGAAGUGCCAGUCUCACGUUUAAUAAUAUAUGGGAUUAGAGAGGGGGGAAUUUCCAGAAUUGAACCGGUACUUAAUUCAGUGCAUUCUUGAUUGUUUUGACUCAGGUUAAAGUGUUUGUAAACGUCACGGACGUAAACGACAAUUACCCGCGGUUCGCUCUUCCGAGGGAUCCUCUUGUUACAUCUGUUAACGAAUUCCAGCCCGCUGGUGCGGUGGUUGCCACGGUAAAGGCGUUUGACAAAGAUACCGGAAAUCACUCUAUAAUCACAUACGGCCUCAAGAACCUGUACAAUCCAUACAGUGGUGAUUUUCAAAUCCAUCGCACUCUAGGGACUAUAACGACUACCAAAGAGCUCCUCCAUUCGCAGGGUGCUACGCGCUCCUUCGUUGUCACGGCAACCGAUUCCAGCCAUCCGUUCCGGAAGGCGGAGGCGAAAGUGGUUGUAAUGAUAAAUCGUGCUAUUCCUCCUCCGCAGUUUGAUAAAGAAGAGUUUGCCGAAUUUAUUCCGGAAAACAUCCAUGUUGGCAAGUAUCAUUUUUUUCAUCUUCACCGUUACGUUGUAAUAGAAGAGGUUGCGUUUCCGUAUUACAGAGAUGCCUGUGAUACUAGGUUUCUAAUAAAAACCAUACUACGAAUAUGAUGACUGUUGUGAUAACGGCAUCCGUAUCAGAGUUUUCUGUAGAGUAAAAGAGUCUUCCUUUUAGAGAUGUCCACGGUGAGAAGUUUUCGGGCGACUCCACGUAGACUGCUUAAACGCGCACAGCAGUACAGAAGUCUUCCGAUCAAAUUCGCCGCUUAAAAAACGGGAAGGGAACAGGAGCCCGUUUCUCGAAAGGCCCGUUAACUUUUCGGGUUCGAAAGCAAAUUUUGAAAUCAAAACCAAUUGAAUAGUAGCAAAGUUUCUAGCUCACAAGCCAGUCAAUUUUGCUUCGUUAACUGAUAAUUUCAUUGUACCAUUUUCAAAAUUAUUGAAACUUUGAUCUUGAAUGCAAACACGGCAAGCGUAAAAGAGCUUUACGGGCCGAAACGUUAUCGAGACUUUCGAGGAACGGGCCCCAGGAGCCAACGUGCGUCCCGCAAAUUGUUUCUGGGAUCAUGAUUGGGGACGCGCCGAUCAGCCUUUUGGCCAAUUUUUUUUGCCCUGUUCGUAGUAACAGUCCCAGACGUCUGCGAAAGUUAACUCAUUCUAGUUUUCAUCUCAUUUCUUAAGUGACAAAUGCCACACCUUUGAAAUCAGUCUAACCUACAUCCUUGUGUUUGUUUUGGCAUAUUCCUUUUUUCUUAACUGAACAAACAUUGGCCGUUUUUAUACGAAGGACGCUUUAUCCGUCUGGACGAACUUGGGCAAACAUUUUGUAGUUCGUCUGGUUAUGCGUCUCUAGUAUGAAGACCGGUGCAAGACGCUUUAUGCGUCCAGACGAACUACCUUUCGUAGUGCGUCGUUCAAGACAUAUUUCGAAGGAAAGUUCGUCCAGACGCAUAAUGCGUCUUGUGCCCGUCUUUAUACUUGAGUCGCAUAACCAGACGAACUUCAAAAGCUUACUCAAGCUCGUCCAGAGGGAUAAUGCGUCCUUGGAAUAAAAAACGACCAUUGACCACGAGCCCAUACACAGGCGCAGAGGGAGCGCAUGUUGGCGCUGUAUGUUUUUUUAUUAAAUUGAUGUGUUCUGGCUAGUUUGACUGUUGACCAGUUUUGGAGUUUUAGAAACCCAAUGGGCUCUUUUGAUGAUGGCGUCACUUGACUUGAGCUACUAGAAUUCCUUUCGUAUUUGUUUCCUUCAAUCUGAGUUGUCUUAGUGAAGUUUACCACAGCAGUAGCUCUAAUUUGCAAAGGAACACAAACACUUGAAUGAUUCUGGUAGUUGUACUGAGUCAAUUUAUGUCAUCGUGCAAUUUUGUUUCUCGAUAAGAACCGCUCUAGUAGAGAGUUUUAUGCCUAUAAAGCAAUUAGAAAAACUACAGUAGAAGUAAAUAUUAACAGUAAAAUGUGCUGACCACCUUACAUUUAUUGUUUCAUUUCUCUUGAAUUUUUCAGGUAAAUCCUUGGUUCAUUUUAACCCACAGCAGAAUGCUCGCUCGGUUCUGAAAUACGAGUUCGUAAGUGGUAAUGGUGGUAAUUUUUGGUGUUUAGACAUCACUGGUAAGAUCCGGGUGAACAGGCGACUCCAUAACGAACAGGGAACUUCUCAUCAUCUCAAGAUCACUGUGCACGAUGGCUCCAGGGUUUAUCGCAGACUAACAGCCUUGUUUAACGUUGAUGACGUAAACGACAACGCACCCAAAUUCACUUCGAACAGUUACAAGUUUUACAUCCUUGAGAAUGCAACCGAGUAUGACAGUGUAGGGACUGUAUUAGCUGUAGAUUAUGAUGAAGGGUCGAAUUCCUUGGUAACUUACUCCAUAGCAGGUGUGGAGGAUGCCAGGUCUGUUGGUAAAUUUGAGAUCGACCCAGACUCUGGUCUUCUGAAGACUGCAAGAGUACUGGACAGAGAGACCAUGCACCAACACGUGGUCACAGUACGUGCAGAGGAUCAUGGGAAUCCAAGACUUCGUUCUUUGACGCGUGUUACUGUAGUUGUUCUUGAUGUGAAUGAUAAUGACCCGGUCUUUGCAACAGACAUCUUCAGCACUUGGGUUCCAGUUGAUAUGAAAGUUGGGUCCAGUAUUUUCGCUGUAGUGGCGUUCGACAAAGAUUGGGGAGAAAAUGGAGUCCUGAGGUAACUUUUUAACGAUUCAUAAUUCUUUUUAAGCACAAGUGCAAAUAAGAAUUUAGAGCCGAGACAGUCAUCACGUUAAAUUAUCUCCUUGCAAUGUAUAGAAAGGGUUUAAGGUCAUCUCGCCAUUACGUAAUAACUUUGCAAUAAUCGACGGUGUUUACGUGUCUAGCUGUUUUACUUCUUCGUCAAGCCCAAAUACAAAUCUGUUGAUCGUAAUUGACGAUCCUUACGUCGAACUUCUCAUGGUGGCGAUUUCGUUAGUGGCAAGAUGGUUUGGUGGCGACCUGUCCGGAUAUUAGACAAAGAAGAUCAUUUCAAAAAUAUUACAGUAUAACAAUAGCAAUUUACUUUAUUUUUAUCCUAGAUAUUCUGUCAUCGGGAGAAACGCGGAGAAAUUCAUCACUCUUGAUCCUGCAGACGGUUCUGUCGUUCUUUCUCGCCCCUUGACGUCUCUAAAGCCAAUAAAGUUCACAGUCAUGGCACGUGAUCUCGGAUAUCCUGUUAGAAACGCGACCGCUGAUGUCGUCAUCUCGAUUAAUGCCGUGCCAGGCCCCCCUCGAUUUCUGUUGCCAUCUUACGUAGCUCGGGUCGUAGAAAAUGAAAAGGCCGGAACCGGGGUUGUUCGUUUAGAGGUUGCAAGCGUCGAUCCAGUGAUUUCCUUUGCUUUUUUGAACGGAAAUGAUAAAGGUGAUUUUCAUUUACGAGCGGAGACUGGACUGAUCACGACUGCUGGACCGCUGGAUUAUGAAACCGUCGCGCGGUAUGAGCUUAUUGUCAUGGCAACAGACAGCAGCAAUAAAAUGAAUUACGUCAAAGUGGUUGUGCAAGUGGAGAACGUCAAUGAUAACGAACCACUCUUUGUUGGUGUGCAGGGUGGAAUGCUUGAAGGACAGAUCUUAAUGGACGCCAUUGGUAAUAGUCACGUGAUGUGGGUAAAGGCACGUGACCGAGAUACGGUUGACAUCAUUACAUAUAAAAUUCUUGACGAGCGUGCAGCGUCAUAUUUUCGUAUUGACUUUGAAGGAAGGUUAAGAACUCGGAAAGCUCUUACAGGACUACAGUCGCCGUACGUGUUUAAAAUUGAAGCUUCAGAUAAUGGGAUUCCUUCUAAAAGAGCCGUUACCUCUGUACGUCUUGUUCUUCUGAAAUAUCACACUCAACAAAAAGAACUGCAAGCCAGUGUUGCUGAGGACGUGAAGCAAGAGGCCACAAUUAUCAAAGUCAAGGACUCUGCAGGCAUUAAAAAUGCUCGUUUUACCAUUAUAUAUCCCGUGGGAUCACCUUUUGAUAUAAACGAGGAAACUGGGUCUCUGAACAGUGUGCGACCACUUGACUUUGAAACAAUACAAAAUUACUCCAUUAUUGUUCAGGUUCAAAACUCUUUGGAUUUAAAUGACUACACCAAUAUCGACGUUGUGAUCAAAAUCCUAGACGUCAAUGACAAUUCACCUGUUUUUACUAUGGAGAAGACCAGAGGGUUGUACCUGGCCAGGGUCAAUAGGAACCCCGUGCAGGGGACGGUGGUGUACACGUUGACAGCAUCAGACCGAGACUCAACAGGACAUCUGCGUUACUCGCUAGUCAGCAGUGAUUUUAAUAGCUUUUUCGAAGUCGAGGCUGAGAGCGGGAAUGUAAAGACACGUGGUCAGCAGGGCGGCCUGCUUACGGCAGAUUUUUACAAUCUGACUGUUCGCGUGAGUGAUAGCGACACGCCUUCGCGUCACGCGGAGGCUUUGCUUACUGUUCAAGUGGGAGAGUACCCCCCGGUGUUCGGCGAGGAAGAAUAUGUGUUUAACGUGGAGGAGAACACGCAGAAGGGAUUUACGAUCGGCUACAUCAAGGCGCGAAGCUUCUCUGGUGCAUCACUUUCUUAUCGUGUUGUGCACGGUAGGUAAUACUUCUUUUGUUCAGCCGGGUUAAGUUUUCACAGUCUUCUAUUUCUUGGUGUGCUUGUCGUGAGGAAUUGCUGAGUUUGAAAAGUCGCUAUGCUGCUUUCAUAUGGUGACUGGGGCGAGUGCAAAUUGCCAGUUAAGUAGGGGGUUGUCAGCACAGAAUUUCCCCUCAUCCCAACCCUAUCAUGUCCCUACCCUCCCCCUCCCCGCGGACAAUUUGCACACUUCCCGGUUUUCGCUCGCCAUAAGAAAUCAACAUACAGUGUACUUGGAAUUCGACCUCGGCAAUCUUACGGAAGCUAGAAUGAUAUGUAGCGUCGUUGGAGCGUAUUUGUUGGCUAAAUUUUAGGAUACUUGUUUAAAUGACGCUUCUGCGAAGAUGCAGUAGUGUAGUGGUAAGAAAAGCUGAUGGUCGGUCAUUCAAUUAGGCAUUUUAACUGUGGUUGUGUUUUUUUCCUUGGACAACAAACCUUUCUUGUCCAUGGGUUGUCACGCGAUGGCCUUUGCAUAAUAGUUGCGACGUUUUGACUGCUUAUUGCUGGUGUUAAAAAUUGUGAUUAUGUUGUCUGCUUCAGGCUGUGUGCAUUUACCAGUAAUGCGGCUUCUGAUGUCCCGGGGGGGACAUCAGCAGAGGAGCUGAUGAAUGAGCGAACACGGAGACUAAUAGAAAUAUUUAGAGAGUCACGUUUACGGCAAACGGUAAACGUGAGUUUGUAUCACGUGACCAAGUUUCCCCUUUACUUGUCGUUUACUAUUCAUUAGAGCGAUUUUCUUAUGACCUUGAAAAAUGGUUUCGGUAAGUGUUCGUUAUUUCUUUUAUCUGCCAGUGGAUGAAAAAGUCAAAACAUGGACUCUUCAUUUUCCCGCCAAAGAAACCCUAAUAUGGAGAAGGCAUUGUUCGAUUGGCCAAUCGUGUUGCAGUAUGACGUCAAAGCGAAGUAUCGAUUGAUUUCUAGAAAGUUCUCGGGCAUGAAGUUUUUUCACCCGAGCGUUCGCUUAACCAAAAAAGGUCCACGCGCGUUUGUAUCCGUUCGAUAAACCAGUCAAAUCGCUCUAUUUCCGUUCGUUUGUUGUUUCUGUUUUGUUCGUGCGUUUUCAUUUCAAAGUCAUACGAAAAUAACUAACUCUAUAACUACACGGAAAUGAGUGGAUUCGUGCCAGUUUUAACCAUAAGAACUUUUCAGAGCUGUUUUUAUCUGCUCAUCUUCUAUUUUGAGAAAUUCUCAAGUUAAAUCUGACGUUCGCCGUAUGCUGUAAACUCAACUCUAAAUCUCUGAGGUGGACUAACAUGAGACAAGCAAUGAACACUGCUAUCAUUUCAAACCCAUUAUCUCCUCACCCCGUCCCUUUGCGCUUUAGGUCUCUGGGAAAAUACGGUGUUGAUCUGUUUUUCCUGAUUUUCCCCUCUCCUUACAGGAAGAACGCAAAAUAAAGUUAGUUUGGAUAGCAACACUGGGCGCCUUGCUCUUCCUGAUCCACUGGAUUAUGAACGCGACUCGAACGUUUACUACCUCAGAAUACGAGCGGAGGAGGUUGGAAGUCGCUUCUCUCGUCGUCAGUCCUCCGAAGUGAACGUACAAAUUCUCCUCAAAGAUCUUAACGACAACUCACCGGAGUUCUCUCAACAACGAUAUAGGUACAGUGACAAAUGUUUUGGUUAUAGUUUAGUUUUCGUUCUAUUUCAGUUACAAAAAGGUUUUGUUUUUUUUUUUUUUGCAAAACUUAACACAAGUAUGAGAAAACGGAUGUUUGUUAUCAACUCCAUCUUGAAUUUAAUCGCGCGAGAGAAAAGUAAAAAGUCGCCUUCGCAGUGAGACGUGUGACUGCGGUGAAAUAAUAGUAUUCGGCUUUUUUAACUUGCAUCGAUUUUCAAUCAGGAAAUUUUGUUUAAAGACUCAUUGGGGCUUUUUAUACGAGAGGCGGAAUAAGACGCCUUUAGCGUAGAACACCGUACGAACUUCCAAUAAAGGGCACUUUUUCUGAAGUAAGACGCGAUUAAGCUUAGAAGCGUCUUACCUUAGAAUAGCCUGUAAUACUUGUUCUAAGAUAAGGAGUGUCUUAGCGAAGACUAAGAAAACCUCAUGAAAAAUGACAUUUGCGUCUCAUAAACGACACGAACGCAUGGAAAGCAUAUGAAAUCUUAACACGCGCCAUUUUGGAUAUUCGUUGCUAUGGGCAACAGUCACUCGAAAAUGAGACUGGGACUAGAGGCCUGUUUACCCGAUAAUUAACGGACCUGGGGCCUGUUGGUAGCUUUUCGGGCUCGGAAAGCUGUUUUAUGUUUGCUGUUUCACAUUCAGAUGGUUACUGGGGUGAGUGUAUUUAGUUGGGGGUUGUGAGCACGUAAUUUCAUCUGAGCCAAACCAUACCAAGUCCUUGCACUUCCCCUCCCUGCGCACAAUUGUUGUGAGUUGUUUGUGUCCUAUUUCACACAUUCUCGUAUAAAUGGUAGAGUUCGCCUCUCAUGUGUUUUGGUUUUUCCUCGUAUUGAGUGGCCCUUUUUUUUUAUUUUUCUUAUCUUAUGGUAGAUACACGUUACCGGAAAGCGCCCCCGUAGGCACAACUGUGCUGUCAGUAAUAGCACAGGACAGUGAUUCAGGAAUAUAUGGUCAAUUUAGAUAUUACGUGGAAAAUCCUUUUUUCGCUGUUAAUCUCUUUACUGGGGAAAUCACCACAACCAAACCGCUGGAUUAUGAGACUGCAAGCUCACAUACCUUUGUCGUGUUGGCGCAAGAUGGCGGAAGCCCAGCGUUAAAUGGGACAGCGUGGGUUGAAGUGACACUUACUAACGUGAAUGAUAAUCCUCCGCGGUUCACACAGACAAUAUACAAUGAAUAUGUGACAGAGGAUGCUGGCCCGGGGGAACUGGUUACCACUGGUGAGUCUCUAGAGCUGGAUCAAACCCCUCCCCUAAGUUAACAUUUUGCCCUAAGUCAGAACUAAGUGUUAAUGUUAGCUUAGGGGAGGGGUAGGUGGGCAGUUUCCCAGAAGCCUACAUUGAUCUCAAGAGCUUAACAGCUUUUAAAUAAUUCAAGAGCUAAACCGGCCGAAAUGUUUUUUUGGUUGUGCAUGACUUUCCUAGAAUGCCCUUAAAACUUAGGCUCAUUUACUAGCCGAUAUGUAAACCCGGGUUGUUGAGAGAUGGAUGCAAACCGGAUUUCCUCAAACGGCUGGAAAUCAAGCCUAUUUAAGGCUGUGUUCUGAGUAAGAAAACUUACAGGGAGACCAACGCUCUUAGCAUACGAGUAGUCCUUCAUUUCUCUCAGGGAUACAAGACCGAGCAAACCACGCGAGUGUGCGUAAAAAAGCCAAGUUCCUAAUAAAAACCAGGGCACCCAGCGAUUUCCUAGUAGCGUAAGGGUAAAAAAAAAGUUGCAAUAGUCCAUAAUGAUUGUGAAACAGCUGAAGUUCUCUUAACAGAGAAGGUAUCCAUUCGUUGUCUUCUUUAUUUUCCUUUGCUAACUUAUAGUUUAACUAAACUUUUUCCCGCCAAAACUUCAUGAAUGGGCAACUGUGGCGUAAGAAGGUGACAGUGCUGUGCUAAUCAAGAAAAAAACAUCGCGAGUGUGAAGUUGUUUUGACGUAAUGUUUCUCGUGUCAUUUAACAUGUUUAAGGUAAAUAUUAUAAAGAUGCGAAAGUGAAAGUGGCUGUCUACACUUCUUCCUUCUAUUUUGUGCCAACGGAAAAGGCAGUUGCUUCGUUGGUUUAAUACCUUUAUUUUGCUGUACUCUUCAAGUGACUUAGUUACUCCUCCUUCGAGCAAUAAGUCUGAUAUGCUUCUCUUGGGUUUCAGCGUUUAUCGGUACAAGACCUCACUCCUGCAUUUAAGUGUUGAUUACUUUAGUGCUAACAUGUCUAUUUCUUGUCUGUAUAGUUCAAGCAAGCGACUUAGAUCUCGACCCAGUCUCGUACAGCAUCAUGUCCGGCGACAACAGGAGCAAUUUUGUGAUUGACAGCCGUACAGGCGUUGUCCGAUUAGUGAAGCACAGGCAACCCAAUCUUGUUGGUCCGCUGUACGUUCUGAACAUCAGUGCCUCUGAUGGACUGCAUGUAAGCCAGGCAGUGCUGUUGGUGGCCAUACAAGACAUAAAUAAUCACAAGCCUGUGUUCAAAGACUGUGACAAGUAUCGGCCAGUCAUUGCGGAAGACAUAGCCAUAGGCUCUCCUGUAAUUCAGGUUUGUAGUGUUUAUCUUUACUAACGAACCUCUUUGAAGGGCUAGUGUUGGUAAGUAUCAGGUUAAGUUGGAAUCUGCCAAGCGAUCUACUAUCCGAACGCCUGCAACAGGCUAGUGUUUUCUUGACCUUUCGUACAUCGCCUCUUUAUUUACUUACGUUAAGAAAAUAAGAGUUAUCGUCCGUUCGCGCGUUAAGUUUACACGACAGCGAAAACUCAUCGUCUGUUGCCGGCGCUUCUUAUUCUUAAUCUUCUCUACAUUGCAGGUGAGCGCUGAGGAUCGCGAUAUGGGAGAUAAUGGCAAGGUCAGUUAUCACAUUGAACGUCCAACAGACGGCAGGGUUUACUUUGAAAUCGACAGUGACUCCGGUCUUGUGACUACAGCCGGGACCUUUGACCGCGAAAAGAAGCGAUCUUACCAGAUAAGAAUCACAGGAAAGGAUGGGGGAUCCAGUCGUCAAGAGGCAGAAAGGCUAAUGGGAUUUUGCCAGGUGGAGAUAACAAUAGGUGACGUAAACGACAACUCGCCCAUAUUUGGCAACCAGGCUUAUACAACUAACGUCAAUGAAGACCUAGAGAAGGGCCAGAUCGUACUACAUGUAAGCGCCACCGAUAUGGACGCCGGAAGUAAUGCCCUUAUAACCUACACCUUUGAAAGACCCAACUUGCAAUUUAGGAUUUCUAACACCUCUGGCGUAAUAACUACAAGAACAAAACUGAAAUCUUCAAAAUACAGGUUUUCGGUGAUCGCUCAUGACAAUGGAAUCCCUAGCAAGCAAUCCAGGGCGGAUGUUGUCAUUAACGUGUACAAAGCCGGAAAAAAUCCGCCGAAAUUCAGCAAAAGCGUGUACACCGCGCGUGUGCGCGAGGACGUGUUACCACAACAGAAUGUGACGAGCGUACAUGCCACGAGCCUCGACCCCAACAACAUGAUUUUCUACACAAUUGUGAAUCAUCCGCAGCCUUUUUCCAUCGAUCACAUCAAAGGCAUCGUACGAAGCCUGUGGACUCUUGACUACGAAAAAGCUGCCAACCACACCGUCCAUAUCCGUGCACAGGAUACCCAAAACCCGCCGCUGGUGGCGUUUACGCGGCUCGAGAUUUUUGUUGAAGAUGUAAAUGACUCGCCGCCUGAAUUCCCGGUCUCUCGGUAUGAAGGUCAGGUUGCUGAGAAUUCUCCAGUGGGUAGCUCUGUUAUUGAAGUGAAAGCUGUUGACGCCGAUAAAGGACAGAAUGGACAAGUGUCUUAUAAGUUCUUAAGGAAGGAAAGCUACGCCUCCUUUGACAUUGACCCAGUCACUGGACUAAUUUCAACCAAAAAGGUGAAAAAUCAGCUGUUAAGAGAGUCUUAAUAGUUUGAGCUAAAUUAGUAAAUUUGCCACAGCAUAAUAUAAUCUCUUUGCGUUGCUAAACUUUAAUUAUCAUCUCAUUGAUAAAACUAAAAUUCUCGUGUUUCACCCCACUACUAAAGCAGCACCACAAUUUUUGAAAACUUACUCCUAUAUGAUUUGUGUCAAACAACACUCUUCUUAAGAUUAUCAAUACCAAAGCUGCGUCAAUGGUAUUGGCGCAUUCCCCACAUUAAAACCGAGAAGGGAACUGGGCCGAGUUAACUUUCGCAAAGGCGUCUGGGACUGUUACUUAAGACAGGAAAAAACCCAAUAACGAUCCCAGAAGUCUUUGCGAAUAUUAACUCGGCCCAGUCCCCUUCUCGUUUCUAAAGUGGCGAAUAGUUUAGAAGCAUUCUUGAUCCCGCCCUCCCCUUCCCUCCCCUCCCCUCCCCUCCACUCCCCCUAUAGAUUAAAGGGGGAGGGGGCGGGUAUGUUUUAAUAAUAAGUAGCUAAAGCAACAACGACGACGACGUCUACGAAAACGUCACUUAAAAAGUGAAUUCGCUCUGCCUCAAACUUAAUUGCGCUUAUUCCAUCUCGUCAAAUGUUGGCAAAUAUUUCUGGAGUUGAAUUCUAAAGGACUAUAUCAAAGUUCAGGAAAAGGAAAAGAAAGUCGUCUUCGUUCACGUCCUCGACAAAACGUGCAAUUAGGCACUUUCACGUUGUAGUCGUGCAGCGACGGUAACGAAAUGUACAAUAAAGCAAGAUACACGUGCAGAGUUGUUGUUUUGCUUGUCUAAACCUAUUUGCUUUUUUGCCGUUCUCGUUGCCGUCGCCGUCGUCGUUGCUUAAGCUCCCUAACAUUGCGUCAAGUGUCUCAGACUUAAAAUCUUAAUAACUGCUGGUGCAUAUGAUAAAUAUAUUGGUAUUUAUUUGUUAAAACAUAGGUGUUCGACCGGGAGAGGACUGGGCGCUACACUUUAAUUGUCCAGGCACGUGACAGUGGCGACAUACCAAAAUCCUCCAGCUGUCUUGUUGAUGUCAUCAUCAGCGACAAGAAUGACCAGACGCCCGCGUUUCAGCAGCCCGUGUACAACGUGAGUGUGUUUGAAGAUAUCGCCAGAGGGACACGCAUUUUAUCAGUGACGGCAGUAGACGAUGAUAUCGGAAACAAUGCCAAAGUUCAAUAUUACAUCACUGCGGGGAACAAGGGGGCCGCUUUUGCGAUAAGCAAGGAUCUAGGACAGAUUGUUGUCGUUAGCUCAUUAGACAGGGAGACACAGGACUACUAUCAACUUAUUAUAAGGGCACAAGAUGGCAGAAACGCUGGUACGGCUGUGGUUAACAUACUUGUUAAAGAUAUCAACGAUAACAACCCAAAGUUUUCCAAUAAUUCAUAUAUAGCUUAUGUGUACGAGAACCAAGCUAACGGUAGUUACGUGACCACUCUGUCGGCUACCGAUAAAGACCUGGGACUUGGUGGAAAGUUUUUAUUUUCUAUAAGCGGUCAGGGUAGAGACGCGUUUGAAAUUGAUGCCUCGACAGGGGUUAUGAGAACAACUAAGUCUCUUGAUCGAGAGGCUAAGGCUCGUUAUGUUUUUCUUGCGUUCGCUACUGAUAAUCCUUACUCAGACGCCGGUUCGAGGAGGACUGGGUCGUGUGACGUCGAGGUUAGGAUCCGGGACAAAAAUGACAACCCGCCGAGGUUCCCGGAUGGUGAGUACGAAGGAGGCGUUCAGGAGAAUCAGCUACCGGGUAAAGAAGUCAUGACUAUGUUAGCGGUUGACGAUGACGACCCGAACGAGAACGGAAACGCUGUCUUGAGUUACCAACUUCUAGACGAUUCGGGAGGCCUGUUCAAAAUAGAUGCUCAUUCGGGCCUAAUCACCACGCUUGCGAUGCUUGACCGAGAAUCACGCGAUGAAUACCGACUGAUUGUCAAUGCAACAGAUCGAGGUGAACCUUCGCUUUCGGGUCAAACCGAAGUUAAGGUCAGGGUCACGGACGCCAAUGACCACGCCCCUCGGUUUGUGAAGGAAAAGUUCGAAUCGAGUGUCUUCGAGAACGCUUUGGUGGAUUCCUCUGUGAUGCUGCUUAACGCAACUGAUGGAGACAUUGGAAUCAAUGCUAAGCUGAAGUUCAGUAUCAUAGACAGUGAUAUUAAGGGGGAGGAGGACAGUAGCAGAAUGUUCCGCAUUGUAGAGGGGACGGGAGAGUUGCGAGUGGCCAGGAGUUUAGAUUACGAGACUAAGAAGGAAUAUCACCUCAAAAUCUUGGUGAGUGUUUCGUUGUACAGCAAGACAUAACUAAUAAGUAUCUUGAAUAUGAUUGUCCAGGUGGCUGCGUUCUUGCUGAAUUUUGUUGCGCCGAUGCUAAGCAACGAUUAGCAGGCUGCAUAGCCUGUGCCAGACUCUCAGAUGAUAGAGAGAUCGCGAAAACAAGCCAGGUGAAAACAAGACGCGCAGAAAUAUCGAAGGGGAGCCUUCUCUCCCCCAACCUCCGCGCGUUUGUGCGUCUCUUGGAGCCUGGGACACGCUGAAGACGGUAUGGCCCAGUGGCUUAGGACAUUACAUAUGAUUCGGUCUUCCGGGAUUAAAUGCCUUUUUAACCACUAGCUGAGGUUGUUAUUGGAAGCUCCGAGUCCUAAUUCUUGUUCAUAGUUGUAAAUAGCCAUCUGAUUUGUCCCUGGCUAGUUUAGUACGUAUUAUGUUUUACUGAUUUAGCAUAUCUGUUGAUACCUAUGUUUGUCGGCAACCGUAUGAACCACUUGGUUACCAGUAAUUGUGUUUCCCCUAUGAAGUUACUUUAUUGAUUUUUGUGGCAAGUUGUAAUUUUUCAGUUGGUAUAUUGUGACUUCUGUCACUAAUUAUUGUAAAAAAUGAGAAAAACAAAUUUUCAUCGUCAGGCGAAAGGCCACUGACAAUUAACUGUCCUAUUAAUGCUAAAAUAAAAUUGCUUGUAACCAUUCAGAUCAGAGAAUUUUUGAAAGAGCAACUAAUAAGUCAAUUAACUUUAUGGUUAUGGUCUUCAUUUAGGUGCGUGAUUCAGGCGACCCUUCUUUCUCUGAUACAGCUGAAGUAACAAUCGAAAUUAAAGACUACAAUGAUAACCCACCGGUUUUCAGUCCCGUGGGAUACGGGACUAAAGUGCGGGAGGAUAUCGACCCUGGAUCAUAUCUAAUGUCGGUAACCGCCCGUGACUCAGAUACGGGGACAAACAAGGACUUCAAGUAUUCGAUUUUUGAGGGAAAUCCCGAUAAACAGUUCCGUAUCGAUCCGAAACAUGGACACGUGUAUGUGAAUCAAAGGCUGGACAGAGAGACCCAGGAGAGCUAUCUGCUUACUAUAAGAGCCACCAAUAUAGGUAGGAACUGUGUAAAAAUUGGUGCAAAAAGCUUUUUGGUUCACAAACGAUUUUGGGGACAAAACGAAGUGAUUUUGUUAAGUUUGGUUUGCGCCUUCGAGUGCAAAAAUGUAUUUAUUGAACAAAACAUCAAAAUUACGAGCGUUAUGCCACCCGCGUUUUCGCGUGAAACUCAAUCCAAUCGGAGUUUUGUGGCUUGUGAGGGCUUUAAGUUUACCAUUUCAUGUUGCGAAGAAAGUUAUUUUAUCUGUUUUGCAGCCGAGCUAGUGUUUUUGAGCCAGACUGAAGCUGCAGAGGAUCGCUUCGGAACAGCUUCGGAACAGCUUCAUUUUGUUCCAAAUAUGUCCCCGGGAAAAACAGUCUCGUUUUCGCCGUGCUUUUGCUAUAAGAAAAGAAAUUAUUCGCGUUUAAGUAAAAGAUAAUGAAUUAAUGAAAGGAUAAAUUAAUUAAUGCUCUUUUGUUUUGUUUUCCAAGCAUUUCCCCGGCUAUACGGUCAUGCCACAAUGAAAGUCACCUUAAUUGACGUUAACGACAAUGGCCCCACCUUCCAUCCAUCCGAAUUCCACUUCAGUGUCAAAGAAAACACCGCGCCCUCCCAGACCAUCGGAAAAAUCAGCGUCAGUGACCCGGAUGGUGAUCUGUUAAACCAAGGUCCGUUCUUUUUUGAGAUCGUCAGCGGUAACGAGGAUGGCUUUUUCGCACUUAACAACCGAACGGGAGAUUUCUCGACCAAAACCAAGUUUGACCGGGAAAAACUGGAUAUUUACACGUUACUAAUACGGGCUUCGGAUAGUGGAACGCCAAAGAUGAGCUCUGAUACCAGGGUUUUUGUACACAUCUCAGACGCUAAUGAUAACCCACAUUCCCCUGGCAACUUAAAGCUGCUGCUCAACUCAUACCAGGGCAAAUUCCCCGGUGGGAGGGUGGGGAAGGUGUAUGUGGUCGACAAAGACACCGACGACAAAAGAAUCUACGAAGUAGUUACGAACGACUCCGAUUAUUUCACGGUUGAACGAAUGACUGGGAUGAUAGUGAGCCGUCCGAAUCCCCCAAAAGGGAGGUACUUUUUGACAGCCAGAGUAUCUGAUGCUAGCGGUUCGUUUGCCAACGUCAUAUGCUCGGUAACUAUAGAGGUAAAGGAAGUGACUUCUGACGCCAUGCGUAACAGCAUGGCUAUAAGACUCAGCGGCGUGCAACGCGAAGGUUUUGUAACGACUGUAUUACCGCGUUUUAAGGAGUCUGUGGCAAGCAUUCUUCAGACGAACGAAGAAAAUGUGGAUCUGUUUAGCGUUCAAAAUGCACCAAAAACUGACAACGCGGUUGACGUGCGCUUCGCGGCGCAUGGAAGCCCUUAUUACACCCCAGAGAGGAUGACUGCUAUCCUUAAAAACAACAGGCCCAACUUAUCUAAGGCGCUCCAGGAUUUUCACGUGAAUGUAUCGGUUAUUGGCGUGGAUGAGUGUCUGUACGAGACGUGUGAGUCGGGUGGAUGUGAGAAUGUGUUGGUUGCGAAUGGAGAAGUGGAAGUUAUUUCUGUAAAGAAGACUUCCUUUGCUUCUAUUGUGGCGAUUCUUACAGCAAGGUGUGGCGAUUGUGAUGGAAACAGAAAGGAGACCGAUUCGUGCGGGUCAAAGCCCUGUUUGAACGGAGGCACGUGCGUCGAGAUACCUGAGGGUAAGUUCUAAAAGUUGAGUGUAUAGAGCUUAUUCGCCACUUUGGGAGCGAGGAAACUUGGCCUAGUUGAUCUAAGACUGUCACUAGGAACAGUCAAAAAAGUUGGCCAAUGGUUGACCGGUGCGUCCCCAGUAACCAUCCCAUAAAUAAUUGCGCGACGCAUUUCGGCUCCAGUUCCCUUCUCGCUUCUUAAGUACUUAGAUGAGAACCUUCUUGUCGUGGGGAGAUUUCUACUGAUUACGACCGCAGAGACUACAGUAUUUUUUAAUGGAAUGCCUUAAUAUCCAUAGCAAAACAAAUCUAAGUGAUGAGACUUCACAAAAAGAACAAUGAACAAACUAAAAGUAAAAAUACAUUAAAAACACUGAAAAACAACUUUUAAAAUAGUUUUUUGUUUUUGCAAGCAGUAAGUUGGUUAACCUUAACGCUAUACAAAGCGAGUGAAAGGAGGCGUAAAGAACUUUUUAGACUCUUGUCAAAGGGUUUGCCUUGUAAAUUUGUAAAACGGGAAAAAUAUAUCAUUCUUUGUAUCUUGUAGCCUGCAGUGCAGUCGUAUUUUGGGUCGGCGAAACCUUGUUCGUGUUCGUAUUGUUGUAGCCGCCAUCUUUGAUUUUAUGACAGUGGAAGAUUGGGGAGGGUAGAUAUAGUAACCCUUAGGGUAGGUGCGAGGGCGAAAGGAGGGAGAUGGAGGGAGAAAAAAAAACGCCGUUUUCUCUUCUCUCUCCCCGCCGAUUCCCCGCCCCUCCCGCUCCCUUGGACUCGCCCCAUUUCCUCUUCUUUUUGGGAAGUUUCAACAUGGCGCUUUCGCGAGGAAAAACAUUUGCGCGACCGAAGAAAACGCCUACACUCCAGGCUUUGUAUCUUGUUUUUUUUUACGAUGGUUAUUGCAAUGUCUCUGUAGGAUACAUAUGCCGCUGUUUUGGUGGCUACGAUGGUCCUAACUGCGAGCUUACCACUCGGAGCUUUGAGCCUGGAGAAUGGAUAUGGCUACCCCCUCCCCAGCAGUGUACUGUGGGGUCACUCUCCUUGGAGUUUGCUUCAAGAGAGGCAAAUGGAUUGUUAUUAUAUGGAGGACCAACCAGUCCCGUGGGGAAUGGGGACGUAUACGAUUUUAUCACCUUAGAGCUGUCGGGAGGGAAGAUCCUGGUGUCCAUGUCUCUAGGGGACCUAAACGAUGUAGUGCGCCUUGGUGUGACAAGUGGGAUGGCCCUGAAUGAUGGCGAGUGGCAUCAUGUAGAGGUGUUCAGGGAUAAGACGGUAAACACCUUUUUGCUAUUUUUGUUGUUUUUUGGAGGGGUUUAUUGAGCUUUUUAUUUAGACUCAGCAGUUUUUGUAACACAGAGCCUUGUGAAGGCGACCAAAUAACUUGCGAAAGAAAUACAUCAAAUGCAGCAGGAAAGGCUGGAGUGCGUUAUCCUUUAUCGUUACGUAGCUGGAAAAUUUUCCACGUCGUUAGUGCACGCUCUCUUUGCUUACUUCAAAGUCACAUGACAUCUAACAAUGAAUCUGUUUCCCGCCGAAAUUCUCUAAGCGGGCAACGUUGCAAAAUCUUUGGCGCCAGAGGGUAACAUUUUACUUGAAUGUUAACCGUUCGCUUAGAUUUACUUCGUUAAAAUUGUACACUUGAAAUUCUCUGUGCGGGCUAUAUAUCAAAUCACAAGUCUUUCGAGAAACAGGAUAAUUUUGUUUCCCAAGAAUCUAAAUGUUUGCUGAGGCAGAGCCGAGCCAAAUGAACUGCAUCCCUUGUAGACUAGUUUUUAAGUGUAAAUUGUUUUCCUUUAGCUUGUUCGUAUCACAGUAGACAAGUGUCGAGAUGCUCCAUUGACGAGGACACAAGCCGAAGGCGUUGAAGAUAGAUCGCAGUGUUCAUCCACAGCAAGAUUGAAAAGCGUUAAGAACAAGUAAGAAACAGUAACUGCUAUCUAAAGCUUUGCUAGGACUUGUAUGUAGACGCUAUAAAAUACUUCAAGAGUUGUGUCGGUUUUAGUCUACCUGACCGUCAAACAUCAUGUAGUAAAUCAUUUCUUAGAUGGAGUUAUUUUUAAUCGCAGCAGGAUUAGAUCAGUCGGUAGAGUGCUUGACUGCAGGGCGGGAGGUCAUGGGUUCGAUUUCAGGGACCAGACCAAUACUUAGUGUCUUAAAAUAACUAAAAAUGAAGGUACUGCCUUUGCCCUACAAACGGCGAGACCUUCGCGUGGCUCGGAUGACCGUGUAAAAGGGCCUCAAUUAGUAGUCAAGCGCUAAAUACAAUAACGUUCAUAUAAAAUGCACUCUUUGUUGGUUGGACAACGAUUUUUAUAGCUUUUCUCCUAAUGGUUUCGGCAUGAAGUUAUCAAGCCAGGCCUUUGAAAAGGGAAGAAAUGGUCUGCGGGUUUUGGAACGUCCUAGGCGUUUGCGUGCUCGUCGUUUACCGAAAAAAUUCAGCCCCAAAAAUUCAAAAUUGCAUCCGGUAAAUUAUAGCGAAAAGGAAUAGAACCAGGCAAACGUACUGCUGAAGAGGUUUUAUUUCAGUGAUCACAAUAAGGAUGUAGUCCACGGCCUCAAAAGGUAGAGCUACGUGCUAAGCAAAUGGUGCAAUUUGAGAGUACUACUGAAGAGGUUUUAUUUAAAUGGUCGCGUCAUAGGAUUUUGUCAACAGCGAGACGGAAAGUUGAGAACUAUAUGCUGUAUCGUGUAAACUUAGGGCUUGAGACGUUUUGUUUAAGUGGUUACACCAUAGGGUUUCGUCCAUUUACUCAAACUUUAAACUUUGCUCAGAAAGUAUUACGUCUUUGUAAGUGACUCAUAGAAAUCACUGAUUUCCCCCUUUUUUUGGCUUCUGUUAUCCUCAGAAUGCUGAAUUUAAACGGUCCGCUGCAGCUCGGUGGAACAUCAAACAAACAACUUCGCUAUCCUGAGCUUACCACCACUAGUUACAAAGGCUGUAUCCGAAAUGUUAUCAGUCAGGGAAAGUACUACGACUUGAAGAACCCAUCUCUCAAGAAUGGCACGAAAGAAAGGUGUCCAAUGAUGGACCAACACUGUCAGCAACACCAGUGCCACCGUCGUGCUAUAUGCGUGCCGUCGUGGACUGGUUACACGUGUUCUUGUCCCUUUGGCCGCGCUGGUCGCACGUGUGGACAGAGUAAGAUAGACAAUUACACAUUGUGAAUUGUAAAACAAGACUAACUACGAGAGAACGACUGAAGAACUGACAAUUUGACUAACAACAGACGAAUGUUUAACUGUGACAAUAGACGGAUCGAAAUGAACCAAUUACUGAUGAAGAGUCUUCAUAGCCAAUAACAUCACGACUUAACUAACAGACGACCAAUGACAUCGCGACGUAAUUGACCAAUCAGAUCAAUAACAAGAGUAUAAUACCAUCAACUGACGUGAUACAACUCACUUUGACUCUGAAGAUGACUACCGCACAGGUUGUCGAAACGUCAGUCACUGUCAACAACAACAGUCCUAUAUAGGACUACGUUCACCCGGACGAUCAAACUCAACCUAUUCACCCUCGUAAGGGAUUUUCAUCUAUAAUGUGCGACACUGGUUGGGGGACUUAACAUUUAGCAAAGUAAUGAGUUAUGAGUAAUGAGUUGUACAUUGCCGGUAAUAUCAAUGUGAAUGUGCGAUAGACUACCAGACCUGGACUAGGUCACCAGUUUUCUUUACGAAAGGUAUCGGUAUGUGGGUUCUUUAACGUCGCACAGAAUUAAUGAUAUGUUUAACGGUUGUGUUACGGAAACUGGUUUAUUUUCAUUAUCUGAGAAGACUUGACGGUGUAAUUGUUUGCCGGCAGAUGUCACGCGGCGCUCUGUGCACUAAUCGGGCGGCUGUUACAAUUUGACGAGAUUUUCGGGAAUUCUAUAAACUUAUCAGAUUCGGUGUACAAUUGAGCCUGUCGUUGUGCCUAUGAAGGGCCGGAAUCUCUUAUUGCCCCGAUGAAUAUUUCAUGUUUCUCGUUUUUUCUGAACUCACUGUCUAUGUUAGCCUGCGAAAACAUCCGUUUCACCGCGCUCUUCGCCGCUGAGACGUUUCGCGCGGAGGAACGUCUCAGCGACAGAAAUUCCAUACAGAUGACGCAAAUCAAUGUUUAAAUAAUAAAUCCGGUAGUCAUGGGGUUCCAAAUAAAAAUUUGUCCCAUUUUACAAGCCUAUGGUCGAUUUUAGUAAAGUGUUGUGUUCAUCUGCUAACGAGCUCCAGAAAAACUCAAAUGCUUCUUCUGGAAAAGACUAUAUUCCACAAAUAUUGACUGUUUUGUUAGAGAUUCUUCUCGUUUAUAUUUGACCUUUGUGGGCUUUUGUCUUUUGUCUGUCAUUCGUAAACAAUAGCUAAAACAAUGAAACUACUCCGUCGACCAAUCAGCGCUUCCGACCGGAUUCCGGACAGAUUUUACGUCAUCAGUAUGGAAUUUCUGUCGCUGAGUCGCAGACGUUCCUCCGCGCGAAACGUCCCCAGUGGCAAAGAGCGAGGAGAAACGGAUGUUUUCGCAGGCUAUGUCUAUGUCUUCAUGCGAGACGCAUUCAACAUCGUUCCUUGAAGCCAAAUGCAGGACUCGUGUCGCGUGUGAACUUAGUUAAUUGCCAAACUCAUUCAACAUAGCACAGUGCGCUUCGGUUAUCUGGGAAGACAUGGCUUAGAAUCAGAUUCGCAGUCACUGCAAAAGGCAAACGGUCAGUAUUUAAGGGAAAGUGCAAUACCUUAAGAGGAUCACUCCCAGUGCUUGAUGACACGAAAUCUGUGUAACGCUUCGGUGUCUUGUAGGCCACCAGCAUUGAUGCUUUUAACCCUUUCACUGCCAAAUGUGGCCAAAGGCAAAUUUCGACCAAAUUUGCAAAUUUCAUUUUUUAAAAUUUUGACAAACAAAUAGCAUCAUGUGUAAGUACAGGCAGAGAGCUUUCAUUUCAAUGGUCACAUCAUAGGAUUUCGUUCAUAGACUCAAAAGUUAGAGUCACCGCACAAAACUCCAUCAAACACUCUGGCAGUGAAAGGGUUAAGUUAGUUACAUAUUUUGCAAUAGGUAACCAGUGUCAAAACGCUGUGUACUAUUUUUUAUCAAUGUUAUUUUGGGCUGCCGAUAUUUAUGUUGCGUUUCUUUUUGCUUCAGAAACUCGCACGCUGAACUACGCAGAUGGGAGUUUCACCAAGUACGUAUUCUACUUGCAUAAGUUCGAAUAUGACCCGCGACAGAUUAAGAUUCGCAUGCAGAUCCGAACACGUGACCCCAACGGCGGUAUACUGAUGUACACUUCCGGAAGUGAGGAGGGCCGAUUCUCUUCUUUAGAGGUGACUAUUUCUUACUCAUUUUGUUAUUGCCUAAUCUUUUCUCUGUGGUAAUUAAAGCAAACGAAACUUAACAGCCUUCAGUUUUUUUAGGGCUGAUCGAUGACAAGAGAACAUAAAGAGCUUUUUCCUCUCUUGUUGAGGAAGAUUUCAGAAAACAUAAAACAACUUUAAUAUUCCAAGUAAAGUUAACCGUGCAACCAACCAAUCAGAACUCCAAGGGGAAAGACGAGCAGUGUGUGCUGUGUCCUUGGAGAUUUCAUCGUCACCUCGCUUCUGAUUGGUUAAGAAUUAGUAAGUUUUCUCCGAUUGGCUAGUGCAAUAGACACUACUUGUAACGUGCACGCGGACGCGAAUAUGACCAAUUGUAAAAGACAACACAUGCUCGAGUAUCGUCACAUGAUCUACAUUCGCCACCUUAAAAACGACAAAGCGAAAUGCGUCCCGCAGUUGUAUCUGGGAUUGUUACUGGGUGACGUGUCGGUCAGCUAUUGGCCAUUUUUUUCCUUUGUCCCGAUGAACAGUCCCAGAAGUCUUUGCAAAAGCCAACUCGUCCCAGUUUUCUUUCCCUUUCUAAAGUGGCGAAUGGGGGAAUAGAACUGAGCAGAGAAUUUGGACUAUUGUUUUGAUUUGACCAGUUACAAAGCUCGGCAAAAGUAAUCAAAACAGUAAAACACACAGUAAACUGUAUUAAAGACAUUUGUAAGUGUAAACGUUUGCUCUUAUUUCCUGUUUGAUAAGGUGGUACCGUUCGAUAUUGAGGGGGAUGGGGAGAGGGAGCUGAUUGUCACGUAUACCCUAGGAUCAGGCAAGGAAGGAGGCCGUCCAGCAGUAGUACAACUGACCGGUGUGAACGUGGGCGACGGGCAGUGGCACGACAUAAGUGUGUUGCGUGAGAGAAGGCUGCUCAAGCUGUCCGUUGACAGUGAUAGUGGUGGAUAUACCGUGACAGGUAGCGAUUAUAUAUAUGUUGAUUUCCACUGACGUGUUUUUGGCUACGCACGUAAAUUUUAAUCACUUAAAUAAAAUAGAGGCAAGAUAUAAAGUGCUGAGCUUAAACGAGAAGUUGAGCGAGGUUCAACUUUUACGCUUACCGAUACGAGCGACCUUUCUAUUUUAUUUGCGAGCGUAAAUUUUACGCACGUAAGAAUUUAUGCAACACUGGAAAUCAACCCUUACGCACCUUAAUGGCUUGAAUUUUUCGUAGUGGAGCUGCUUCGCACAUGCAUACUCUAGCCUGACCUCUCACUCGAGACCUCGACCCAGACAGGGAACUCGAUAUAAAAUGUCUAUAUCUACACUGCAAAACAGUCGUUUUUUCUUUUCUCAAAAUCGUUUUAGUGUAGCGUAAGAGCCUCGCGCACUCUUACGCCCGCUCUCCGUUUUCAGCCUCUCUCCAGACCGUUUGUUUGACUCUUCGUACUUGAAUACGCAAAAAUACGGACUCGGACUGUUUUGCAGUCUAGUCUAUAUCAGGGAUUUAGACUGUGGUGCGACGCAGUACCAAAUCUACUUAGACGUCCGCCCCAGGACCCCCUCGACGCAGUUGAAACCAAGAUGGCUGCCGUAACGGAGGCGCUCGUUCCCGACGAUCUUGCGGAAAAAUUGAUGACUGUAAGCAGCCUAAGAGUGAGGUGUCAAGGCGGAAAUGUCACAUGUAGGCGCUGAGUGUAGGUAGUCUUAUCCCCGAUUAUUAGUGAACUUACGCAAAAGGACGGCGGCGGCAAACCUUGUGUGACAAGCGUGACAAUAAUUUUGUUUAAAAAAAUCUUUCCACCAAACUUUACACUCUUUUAAAAAGAUCUUUUUGUGAAAGACCAGAAAACAGUGAUGUUAGGUAAAUACCACGACGAAACAUGCAAGUAAUAGCCCUGUCACGUUUGUCGCACAUAAGCGUUUUGCCGUGCUGUUGUGUAAACUCACCAUUUUUCCCCAACUUACUUUUCCCGUAGCGAGAUGUUAAAAGAAGUGAAAGACUUUUGAUCUAAUCAUUUCUGAUUUUCAGAACAUCUCGGCACCGAACAUGCCCUGUUUGUGCUGGAUCCAACGAGAACAUUUAUUGGGGGACUUCACCCUCCUACCUUAUCACGACGCCGGAGGGAUGACGCUAAAGAUUUCGUCGGCUGCAUAAACGACGUGCAGUUCAACGGACAUCCGCUUAAUUAUUACAAUGAAACGAGUAGUCUGGGCAUCGCUAUUUCUGUAGGUGGGUACAACUUGAACUUUCGGAUCACCUACCCCUCCCCUAGGCUAACAUUAACGCUUACUUCUCCCUUAGGGCAAAAUGUUGGCUUAGGGGAGGGGUAGGUGGUCAGUUUCCCAGAACUCUUGUUUUCCAUCUAUUCCUAUAAGUACCACCAAGAAAGUUUGGAUCAAUUUAGGUUUCUGGAAACCGACCAGCUACCCCUCCCCUAAGCUAACAUUAACGCUUACUUCUCACUUAGGGCAAAAUGUUGGCUUAGGGGAGGGGUAGGUGGUCAGUUUCCCGUGGUACUUAUAGGAAUAGAUGGGGAACAAGAGUGGUGCACUCGCUUCCCAAUGUGGCCUGGGUUCGAAUCCAGGCCUCGAUGUCAUAUUUGGGUUGGGAGAGGUCUUUCCAACAAAUGCCUUAACAAUCUACAAAAAUUGCAAUUUGACUUCACCUUAGGACUUCCAUAGUUACACCUUGGGGCCUCUUACGAACAUGUUUUUCUUCUGAACAUAUUAAUAAUCGAAAAGAAGACCAUCAAAAUGAUUCGCUUUGCAAUCGUUCAUUUGUCAAUGUUUUUUUUUUUAAAAUAUCGCUUUAAGCUGAUAUUUUUGUUACUUUUUUUCGCCUUGAGGAUGAAGUUUUUUGCACAACUACAACGAAUGUUAGAAGAACUUGAAACGGCCGGAAGAACCCCUUCACAUAAUUAUCACUUAGCAGUCUACUCCUAGUAACACUUUUUAUUUAUCUGCUUCGGGUACAUCGCUUGUUCACCUCAGCUCACUUCCUCCAAGAUAAGAUUUGCCAAAAAAGAACGUAUUUGCACCUAUUUUGCUCGACAAAGAUUUCAACAUUCUCGGGCUGAGAAGGGAAAGAUAGUCUUACUAAUUUCACGUUAAGUAUCCCUCCAUUGUAGCCGUGAAUGCGAAACAACAUUUACUUCUUCAAAAAUUAUACUUUUUCACAAACGAAUCUUUUUUGUCCUUAGGUGUCAGCGGAGGCUGCACUGCAGAACCCGUAUGUACGCCCAACCCGUGCAUUGCCUCGGAAUGGUGUCGAGACAUUUGGCGGAAGUUUGUGUGCUUGCCCCGCCUUUGUGCGUCUCGACCCUGUAAGAAUGGCGGCACUUGUGUGGAAGGCGUGGACCGUGAGGGAAAAAGUAAGUUCCGCUGUCAGUGCCCUCGUUCUUUUGAAGGCGCCCUUUGUGAGGUGCAAAGCUCAGUGGUGAUUGCUACAGAACCUGGAAUAGGAUUGGAGAACGGAUUGAUUAUUGGUAGGUAUUACAAUGCAGUUUCGGUUACAUUUGAUUGUCUCUCGACAAUUUAUUGACAUCUUUUUUAACAUCCAUCGAAAAGAUUGUUUUCCUGCUUUGGAUGAAGGUUUUCAAGAAACUUUUCAACGGAAAUUUAAAAAAAAAAAAAAAAAAUUAUUGGUAUAAAAAAUAUGGUUUUCAAAAAGGACCUCAAAACUAGUUUUGAUUGUAUAAAAUUGCAAAGGGAUUAAAAGAUUUAUAAAAAAUUGAAAUAAGUUUUAACAUCCAUCGAAAAAAAACAUUGUUUUAUUUACCCUUGAGUCUUUGGAUGAAGGGGAGUUAAAAUCGAAACUUUUGUGUUCUUUGCAUACUUUCUUUUGACAAACAAAAACCUUUGUUUUAACCGAAAUCUUUCAAUCAAGUCCAUUAUCCCAUUGAUGCGUUUUCAUCAGUCGAAUGUUUAACGGCCUUAUUUCAACAUAUUAUCCCAACGUUUUCAUCAGUCGAAUGUUCGAUUCAACUCUCGGUCAAGUCAUGAUCAUAAAUCACGUGAUCAUUUUAACGCGUCGUAUAUAUCUGGUAGUCCAGGCCCCCAUCUCUGUUCAGUGUUGACGUGAAUUUUCCCGUUUUUUCUUUUUGCCCGGUUCGCAAAUUACCAUACCGGUAUUCCAAGUAGAAACUCAAGUGUUGAAGUAAAAUGGGUUGAAGCGGAUGCUAAACUGUUUAACAGAAUGUUUUUAAUAAUGUUGAUUUAUGAACAAUUCAAGUAAAUUUUUAUUUGAUAAUUUCAUCACCAGUAUAAUCAUUCACGUCUUUUUUUUUAUUUUAAGAAAUACAUAACUCAUAUUAAAAAGUUAAUUCAAAAGACUAAUAAACUUAAACAGCAUUGAAUAUAUUAAAAGGCAUUGACGUGAACAGCGUGUUAAAACUAGUUUAGUUUUGUAAUACGGAGUCAUCCUCUCUUUUCUAGGUUUAUCGGUGCUGGUGGUGACGCUAAUUUUAUCGGUUCUCGUUUUGAUUCUGUAUCUUCGUCGCUCCCAUCCCAAGAAAGAGGAGAUACGUGUGGGCGAAGAGCCGUUUAAACGCGACAACGUUGCUAACUAUCGCAUAGAAGGAGGUGGCGAAGAGGAUAUAGAAGAGCAAGACCACUUAAGGGACAUCUUGCGAUCUUUUGAAACGGCAGAUUUUUCUUCUUGUAAACUUUCUGGAAGUAGUAACGAUGUCAGUGGACCUUAUGUCGUUGUGGCUCCGCUUAAAAGGGAGACCGAUCAGAGACAAAGCGAUGGAAUACCCGGUGUGUCUAAACCUGUACAGAAACCCGUUGAACCUGUCGCAAAAGGACAAAAAGCCGGGUGUUCUCUUUGGCGUGACGGUUCUAAUGAAGAUCUUCCGGAUUCGUGUUCGUAUCCCUCAGCAGUAUCCACUCCCGAAAGACGCAGGCGCAUCUGCCCUUCGUCCAAGGGAUACGGAGAGAUCAAAGAUAGACAGACACCCGAGGGAGGAGAGAGUGGAGCGGAGGGAAGUCCAACGCGGAAAUUAACGGAAGUGUUCGGAUUAAGUGCAGAGGAACAAGCGGGAUGGCGAUCUCCGCCCGAAGGCUUUUCUUCACCCACUGAAGAAGGGUUUUCGAGCCUCGGUAAAAGAGAACGUGGAAAUGGCGCUUCAUUAACAAGACCUGCAAAAACCGGUGAGGAAAAUAGAACGGCUGAAGAAAAAUGCGGGAGUGUGUGUGAACCUCAAGCCCCUGUUUCCUUUGCAGCGGAAAAUCCCAUGUCUCGUCCGAACAGUGAACUCCGUAGUGCAUCUAAAGGAGACGGACUUGCUCCGGUGCAGAGGUACUCCCUCCCUCCCAGGAAACCCCCACGGAGCUACUUUCCCAGGGGUGCACCACCCGCACCGGGGACCUUCCUACCGGAGGACGUGAUGCAGAAGUUUUGUUACGAGGGGUCGGGAUCCCCUACCAUUUCGCUAAGCACUCUGGGAGAUACUGAAGGUGAAUCAGAGGCUGAUGACAAUUAUGAGUAUGUAAAUGACAUGGGAGACAAAUUCAAGAAACUCGCAAAGAUUUAUGGGCUGCCACCCUCGGUUUCGUUUAGCCCUCACAAUGAAAUUAUUGGAGAGUAA
Messenger RNA from Porites lobata, 39877 nucleotides. The record is from the annotation of a GenBank genome assembly. NCBI's taxonomy places the organism in Eukaryota, Metazoa, Cnidaria, Anthozoa, Scleractinia, Poritidae.